Dissoconium aciculare CBS 342.82 is the source of this 582-nucleotide messenger RNA. RefSeq lists its product as uncharacterized. The transcript has a single exon. Gene Ontology annotation, biological process: transcription initiation at RNA polymerase III promoter. Gene Ontology annotation, cellular component: RNA polymerase III complex. The record is from RefSeq and is a predicted model, not a curated record. Lineage: Eukaryota; Fungi; Ascomycota; Dothideomycetes; Mycosphaerellales; Dissoconiaceae. Gene Ontology annotation, molecular function: nucleotide binding. Bases 1 to 582 code for a protein of 193 amino acids.
AUGAAGGUUCUCGAUGCCGGUGACCACCCCUUCUCGAACGCCGACGUCCUUGAUUGGAUCCAACGCAAGCGUGCCCAACACACCCGUGAAGACGCCGAAGACAAAGCAUCAGCCGCCGCACAACCAUCCAGCAACAAAAAAGACAAGCACGACAAGCACGACAAGACUAACCCUCGGCCAAAGAAUUUCAUGCGCAUGCUUGAACGUACCGAGCGCGAACUCACCUCCAACCGCUACCCCUACGCUGCAAACCCCUCAUCCUACACCGGCGACGCCCGCCGCGAUGUCUUCCAGGCGUUUGCGUUGGAGCUGGAGAAUACGAUGCAGGACAGUCUUGAGAGCGAGUGGAGCGAGAAAUUGAAAGAUAUGACGCCUGAGCAGAUUGAGAAGCUAUAUGAGCCGCAGCAGGAGAGGAAGUGUCUGACCGCGACAGAGCUGUUGAUGUUAUACAACCAUGCGCCUACAUGUGUGGAGAUGCUGCAGCCUAUGAUAGAGAGUGUGGAGGAGAGAUUCUCUGCGGAGGAACAGGCGACCAUGGUGGAGAUUGUGGUGAAGCAUUUGAGAAAGGACGAAGGAUUGUGA